CGAGAUUUUUUCCUUUUGUUGCGCCUUGUUUCGCUUGGGAUUUUUAUUCAUCUUUAGUUGUCUCCCCUUUCCCUCUUUCUUUUCCUCUUGCUCUUUUAUCACCUUUCCCUUUCUUUCCCUUUUUCUCAAACAAGAAUUUUUAUUUGUCCCCCGCCCCAGAACCUCGGUUGUUCGAAUUCAUCAAAAUGUCUUCUGCUCCUACGCCAGCCAUUCCUCCGGUGGCUCUCGACUCGAUCACCCAGCACAUCGGUAACACGCCUCUUGUGCGCUUGAAUAAACUUCCUCACAGCCUCGGGAUCGAAGCAACUGUAUAUGCGAAAUUGGAAUACUUCAAUGCUGGGGGAAGUGUGAAGGAUAGAAUUGCUUUGCGCAUGAUUGAAGAGGCCGAACGAUCGGGGCGCAUAAAGCCUGGUGAUACUCUAAUCGAACCUACCAGUGGUAACACGUAGGUCUACCAGCAAGUUUACUUACUCUGUAUGUCAUGACCUGCUAAUUCACCCAACCAGUGGUAUUGGGUUGGCGCUCGUUGGCGCCGUAAAGGGUAGGUCAUCAUCUACUAAACUACCUCUGCCGGACUGUUAACUGUUUCUACUUUUUUCUUGCUUAUUGUAGGCUACAAGACAAUAAUUACCCUCCCGGAAAAGAUGUCGGCCGAAAAAGUAGCCGUACUGAAAGCAUUGAAUGCAACCAUCAUCCGUACCCCCAAUGAAGCUGCAUACGAUUCACCGGAAUCCCACAUUGGUGUCGCUAAGCGUCUUGAGAAGGAACUCCCAAACGCGCACAUCUUGGACCAAUAUGGAAAUGAAAAUAACCCGAUGGCUCACGAAUUUGGAACAGCAGAAGAAGUCUGGGCGCAGACAGACGGCCAAAUCAAGGCCAUUGUUGCCGGCGCGGGAACUGGUGGAACAAUCACCGGGCUGUCUCGGGGACUGAAGAAGCAUAACCCCGACAUCAAGGUUAUUGCAGCAGACCCCCAUGGCUCCAUCCUGGCCCUACCCCCGACUAUGAAUGAAGAUCAUGUAAAUGAACCAUACAAAGUAGAAGGAAUUGGGUAUGACUUCAUCCCGCAAGUUCUCGAUCAGCAGGCCGUGGACCAUUGGUACAAAACUGGAGAUAAAGAGUCAUUUCAAUACGCUCGGCGGUUGAUCGCUGAAGAGGGCCUCCUUGUCGGUGGAAGCAGUGGAAGCGCCAUCUCGGCUCUGGCGCAAGCCGCGAGGGACUACAACUUCGGGAAGGAUGACGUGAUUGUCGUCAUUUUGCCCGACAGCAUAAGAAGCUAUCUAACCAAGUUCGCUGACGAUGAUUGGCUUGCUGCCAAUGGACUCCUGGUAUCGUCCUCGGCCGAAGCUGCGGACUUACCUCUAACAUUGCAACCCCAAGAACAAAGGGAUGCCUUCGCUGGAUCGAUGGUCAAGUCACUGCGGUUAAAACCUAUCACAACAGUCCGGUCCAAUAUUCCAUGCGAAACUGCUAUUGAGAUGAUGCGAGACCGCGGCUUCGACCAACUGCCUGUGCUUGCGCCUUCUGGCAAGAAGCUCGUAGGGCUAGUAACUCUAGGAAAUGUUCUCAGUCGGCUUACCCACGGACGUGCUACAGGGAAAAGCUCUGUAUCGGAUGUUAUGUUUAACUUCAGUAAAAUCUCCGAGGUGGUCACCGAUCCAAGAGAUAUGGGAUUGGCCAGUUCCAGGCCAAAUGCAGCAGAUAGCUCGGAGUCCCGGAUCAAAGACCGGAAGUUUGUGGAGAUCACUAUGGACACACCACUCAGCGUAUUGAAUCGGUUCUUCGAGUGGAACAGUGCUGCGGUUGUCACGGAGAAGGACGAACACGGGGCAAUGAAACCAGUGGCGGUUGCGACAAAGGUCGAUCUACUAACAUGGAUGCUUCAUAAUAAAGACGACUCGGCAUGAUAUACGUCAACAACAGUCUUUAUAAAGCGCCGGACUGUGAAUUGCUUAUGUUGUAUUAUGCCUGAUGCUUCUCAAAUUCCACGCCCACGCCCCUUCACGCUAGAAGAGGGAUAACGCUCUAUGUCGAUUGUGCGACUACUAAGGCGCAAGGCAGAAAGUGAGAAACUCCCCUCCAACGAUUAGACAGUGUUCAACACAUUUUUCUUAUCUUUUCAUUUCAUUUUUGAACCUCUAUAUAGAGGCGGCAUGGAGUUGAUAGGCACCGCAUGAUGACGUUAAAAAUGAAAUGUGAUAUACUCCGUAUUCAGGUUAUAAAUAGGCGUUGAACCUUGGUAAAACUUCUAAUAAUGUCAUACCUUUCC
Aspergillus alliaceus is the source of this 2269-nucleotide messenger RNA. Its product is annotated as cystathionine beta-synthase CYS4. Bases 645 to 1907 code for a protein of 420 amino acids. The record is from RefSeq and is a predicted model, not a curated record. Lineage: Eukaryota; Fungi; Ascomycota; Eurotiomycetes; Eurotiales; Aspergillaceae. Gene Ontology annotation, cellular component: cytoplasm. Gene Ontology annotation, molecular function: cysteine synthase activity; cystathionine beta-synthase activity. The transcript has 2 exons.